This is a messenger RNA of Solenopsis invicta (red fire ant), 5156 nucleotides long. RefSeq lists its product as uncharacterized. The record is from RefSeq and is a predicted model, not a curated record. NCBI's taxonomy places the organism in Eukaryota, Metazoa, Arthropoda, Insecta, Hymenoptera, Formicidae. The transcript has 6 exons. Gene Ontology annotation, cellular component: membrane. The coding region runs from base 555 to 2465 and encodes 636 amino acids.
CCGUCCGUUCGUUUGUGUCAAUCGAUCAUUUCAGGAAUUGGUGCCGCGGAAUUGUUCGUAUAUAUCUCGGAUACGCGGCUACCUCGAACCUCAAACGAAUUAUCCAAGAGGGAACCAGAGGAGACGCGUGAGUGCCACGCGCGUGUUUACGCGCGUACUCACGUACGUGCACGAUACAUCGUCGAAGGUGAAGUGAGAGAAGAGCAUGGUAGUUGCCAGGCGGCGAGGCUUGGCGAGGCUAGCGCGUACGAGGAUCGAGGAUUCUCUCGCGCGUGAACCUCGUGUUCCCUCCGUGUUUCUCACGGCCAGGCUGGUGUGAGACGUAUGAGAGUCUCGUGGUUCAGUUGAGAUGCAACGAUAUCGCGGACACGCGACGACGACGCAACGACAGUUUGCUGUGUGAUUCGGCCGCUCGAGAAACGACCGAAGAGUGCUUUCAGCGUUUCAGGUUUGCCACAGACGACGAGGACGAGGAGUGGUGGGCAGGAGGAAGGAAUUCCUUGCAGGGAAUCCCCGAAGACACGCCGGAACUAUGACGAGAUAACAGAUGCAGAAUGAAACGCAGCAGUGGUAACCUGUUCGGUUACGCGGUCCUCACCUUUACUCUCACUCGCCUCAAGGUGCAUGCGGAAGGUGGAGUUGCCUGCAAAGACCAGCAUGGGCACUCUUACGAAAGCGGCUAUCAUUAUAUUCCUGGACCCGAACCGUGCACCUUCUGCGUUUGUGAUAAUGGCAAUCCGAAGUGGUGCAAAGCAUUUAUCUGCAAAUUUCUCGAGGAGAACUGCAAAUCUUUCCGGCGAGGUAGUACCUGCUGUGAAUUCAUUUGUUUGGACGACACGUUGUCAUCGAUAUCCAACGACAAGGCCGACGAAGCAGGAACUAAUGCGAUAGAUGGGAACGCGAAUUACGAUAUAGGUCUACGUUCGGUCGCCAGUUUCGUAACAGCAAUAUUUUCACUGAGUCUGCUAUUUUUUUUGAUACACCGUCUACGCCAACGUAAGAUACAAGUUUGUGUGGCAGGUCGAGAAAACGGACAACUCGGAGAAGACCAAAGAAGCUUAGGUAAUAUGGGAUAUCUGGAAAGGGGCGGGUUACCUCACGGGGUUCCUAUGGAUGACAUACCUUGCGGGACAGGUUAUUCUCUAUGGAAACCGCCCGGCAGCAACUACUUUCCGCGCGGUGAAGCGCCUCCGCCUUAUGAAGAGGCGAUUGCGGCUGCGAGGGCAGAGCAAGCAUUGUUGUCGAUAAAUCCGCACACGCUGUUGUCAAUGAACUUCUCCGAUAAUUAUAUGCCAAGCACUAACACUCACGCGAGUAUGGCGAUUGUUGCGGACGCGCAAAAUGAUUUGACUGCGAACACGCAGACGUCCAAUGAUAGCAAUAUACAUACACCCUUAAUGUCUUCGAUGAGCAGACCACUGUCUAGUCCUGGCGCGUACGCUAGCGGCAGUUAUCGGCCAAUAAGCCAGAGUAGCGCGUCGUCCACUGUCGGUUUGAACAUGAGCACUACCACGAGCUUUACGAUAGGAACGAACACGUAUGAGAAUUUACCAAUCUCAUCAAUUGCCAUGACGAGUUUCAAUGAUAGUACACAACCACUGCAUUCCGCAACCAGUGCCAACACGCAACCACUGUUAUCGAUAUCGCAUUCUACCAUACCUAAGAGCUAUCGCCAACACACGACGAUGUUUCCACGGCAGAACAACGGCGGCAGCGGCAGCGGGAGCGGGAGCAACAGUGGUGAUGGUGGCGCAUUCACAAUAUCAGCAACUUUAUCGAAUUCGGACGUGUCCUCCCAUCGUACAAUUCCGCGAACAUUGACUUGUGCUAACAGAGCGAAGGACAUCUUGAACGAUUGCUCGACAAGGGAUUAUCUUCGUUUAUCGCCAAACAACAUCGCGGCACCUCAAAGUCUAACGCAUUCUAUGCAACUGUCUGCAGCUGCGGUCGCGAUUCCGGACAGUUACAAGAGUACCGAAGACUUGGACACAUUUCGUACGGACCCCGUGGCAUCGGCAUCCAAUGUAGCGCAAUCGGAAAUGUGUACCGCGGACACGAUGAAUAUAUCCAAGAGGAGUUGCAAUUACACGCCUUCGCUAGGUAUAGCCAAUGAGAUCAACGCGAGCGGUAGCUUUGAAUCAGUAACGUGCACUUGCAGCAUACAGGCGUUACCCACUCUUCACGACGAUACGGACGAUUAUCGGAGCGAGUGUGAGAAUUGUAAGAGCGCAACAGGCUCUCGUUAUUACUUGGAUAAUGAGGAUGAGCUUGUCACGUCCCUUCACGAAACUAUGACACUGCACAGAAGACCAGACGAAGCAACAUCAAGUGCCACACCACAAUAUUAUAGAACUUCACUUACACUGCCGACGAGUACGCGCCAACGUACAAGGAUUACUGGAGCUCGUGAGAAUUGGUUCAAUACCAUGCCAGAAAGUUCUAGCGGAUCAUCAGAUGAAAAUUAAGUAUUACGGAAAAAAUAAAGAAAUAUAUUCAGUGCGUAAAUAAAAUUAUACACGCACACACAAAUACAUAGAAUAUGUUACAUAACUAUUAAAAAAAAAGAAUUUUACCUAUACAGAAUGUCUCAGAAUUACUGCGCCUCUCCCUUCUGAUAAGACUGUUGGUCUGUUAAAUGUUGGCGCAGCAUUUGUAAUUUUCGCACCAUAUGUUGCAGUUUGAGGUUAAAAACAGUCAGAUUUGUUAUGUAACAUUGGCUACGGUUCACUUAACGCUGCAAAUGCUUCGAAGCAUUCUUCUUGGAUUGUUCAAUCUGUAAAAUUCUUUGCUCCCAUUAGUUAUUCAAACGCUUCGAAGCAUUUAUAGCGUCAUAUAGAUCGUAGCUGUUAUAAUGCAUUAUAAGGACAGCUCUUAGCGACAGCUCAUUAAAUUUUUUCAUUCCGUUUGUCACGGUCUUGAGUCUUUCAAAAUUCUUAGCAUUUCUACUCUUUCCAUGUAACAUCUCUGAGAGAAACGGUUAGUUUUUGAGACAUUCUUUAUAGUAUUCAUCAUAAUUAUCAUAAUCGUCACCAUUGUCGUCGUCAUUAUUAUUAAAAAUAUCAAAGGCACGCGAGAUUUUAUUGUGAACGAAUAUUCAUAGCCUGAGAUGCAUUGAUUAAGAAUCAGUACAGCAUUGUAAUCCUUGGUGGAAAAUUUUUAUGACAUUUUACUAAAAAAUUUUGAUUCAAUUUUAAUGGCAUUUUUAAAAUUUUCAUAUUUAUUUUAGAACAUUUUGAUCAAUGAUUUUAUCAAAAUUUAAUGACAAAUUCAUUAAUUUAUUAAAAUGUCAUUAAUUUAGCAUUAUAGAGUAUCUGCGAUUUUUUAUUGCAAUUUCUUUAUAUCCAAAGUUUAUUACAAUUUUAAUAAAAUUUCUUUAUUUUCUCAUUAAGUAGUAUUGAUAAUUUUUCAUUAAAAUUUUAUUACAUUAAAUUCUCAUUAAAAGUUUUCUGUUUUUCAUUAAACAUCAAAAAUGAACUCAGCGAAAUAUAACUAAAAUUUUGUUCCAUCUUCAUUAAUUUCAUCAAAUUUAAUGAAACAUCAAGUUCAUCGAAAUUUUAUUAACAUGUUUUCUACCAGAGAUCUCUGAGAGAAGUACAGGGUGCACCAGUAGAAUUCGGACAAUUUUCAAAUUAAAAUUUUCGCCAUAUAAUAACUUGUGAGCCGGCAACUAAAUAGCAUUCAAGUAAGUCCCUCAUCCAUUGGGAAUAAAAACAUAAUUUUCUCAUGGUCGAGCUGGUUAAGCAGUGUCCAGAAUAUAACCAAAGAGCUCUGCUUGUUGAAAAUCUUCGCGCUGGACGUACUAUAUUCGAAAUAAUAAAAUUCUCCGAUUACGAAGGGUCCGAAGAAGGUUCUUAGACGGCCACUUAGUGCAGAAUCGACUCUUCGAAAACAUGAGAAUGUAUCGGAGUAAGAAAUUUUGGUCUGCUAACAGCCCGGACUGUAUCCGCUGGAUUAUUUGCGUAUGCAGCGUGUUUGAGGGGCACUCUAACAAGACUCGACUUCCUAACGUUGCAUCGUUCGCGAGUAUGGUGAAGGAAUUUUUGACAAAGGCAUGCGUGCCUUUCUGGCCCAAAAUUGAAGCGGUCAUGAAGUAGAGGGGGGGGGGGGCUAUAUAGAAUAAAAUUAUUUUUUAGGGAUGCUCUAAUCCAAAUAUAAAAAUAUUUUUCAUGCGAUUGUUAUUUUUUAUUAAAAUAAAUGAUUCUGAAAACUCACAAUAGUUUUUUCUGGAUUCUACUGGUGCACCCUGUAUUUCUGCAAUAUUUUUAUGCUGUAGCAGGUAUAGGCAUUUAUAUACGAAAAUAUCGCGAGCCUUUGCUUUAGAUAUGAGUCAACCAUUAUUGUCAUUAUCAUUGACUACGUCUACACGGUCCAAUUUAUACAGAAGUUACAACAUCGAUGUUUUAAAACUGGCCAAUCAUAAGUAUUCCUCUGAAGAAUGAUCAUCUUGGGCUUAAAUCGAGCCGUGUAAACGUAGUCUAAGUUUAUUUUAUCUGCAGACAAAGAGAUAUUCCAUUUCUCACAAGGGAUUAUACAGAUUUUAACGAUAGAUCUUCAUUGUAAAAAAUAGAAUAAAAUUCAUAUCUGUAUAUGUAUAUGAUAUUAGGAUAGCCAUAAAAAUGUAACAAGUCAUGAAAUUCUUUCUUUCAUGAAAAAUGUCUAAAAAUAACGCGAGGUUCUUUUUAAUGUAUAAAUUACAGUGUAUAAUUUAUACGUUUAUUGAUAUACAUACACACACACACACACACACACACACACACACAGACACGCAUACACACACACACACAAACAUACAUACAUAUGUGUGCGUGCGUGUGUGUAUGUGUGUGUGUGUGGGGGGGGAGGGGUAAAUUGGACCUAUUUGCAGAUUUCGCUCUCUAUAAGGUGCAAAUAAAGUCCGAUCAUAAAGGUGCCAUUGGAAAUAUAAAUUUAUUUUCCUUUAUUUUUGCUUCACACCAUUUUGACGUAUUUCUCACCUGUGUUGAAUUAUAAUGGAAAAUGUAGAAACGUUUUUUUUGUCUGAUUUGCAACCAGUGCACAGUGAUUCCAAAUUUAACCAUCUCCUAGUCCAAAUCAGUCACUUCUAUUUUUACCGACUGUUACAUAGAAUUUUAAAAGAUUUAUAUAUAUAUAUAUAUAUAUAUAUAUAUAUAUAUAUA